This is a messenger RNA of Perca fluviatilis (European perch), 4521 nucleotides long. It is a transcript of the gene plpp5, whose product is annotated as phospholipid phosphatase 5. The transcript has 8 exons. Lineage: Eukaryota; Metazoa; Chordata; Actinopteri; Perciformes; Percidae. Gene Ontology annotation, molecular function: phosphatidate phosphatase activity. Gene Ontology annotation, biological process: phospholipid metabolic process. Bases 225 to 1025 code for a protein of 266 amino acids. The record is from RefSeq and is a predicted model, not a curated record.
CUUAACGCAGCGCUCAUCUCCUCCGUGGCAUCCUUGUUUCUUCUCAAAUGUGCGACUUACACCGUCGGCAGAAACAGAGGAUGUUGAGGCCUAAUUCAUGUUAACUGCACACGUUAAUAUGAGGAUGAAGAGAUAAAAUAACGCCUUGUUGAAGUCCCAGUUAAGUUAAAUGAAAGUGGAGUGACAAUGUUUGCUGUUGACUGAAGUCCACUCCAAGAACCAAAAUGAAGAGGAGGUUGCUUCGUGGUUUCCUGUCGGAAAUUUCCAUCCGGAUGGCGCUGUUGAUCGUGUUCCUUGUGACGGAGCAGCUUCCUCCUUUCUACCGUGAGAUCCAGCCAGAGGAGAUGUGGUUGUAUAAAUUCCAUCGUGUGGCGAGAGACCAUGUACCCACUUCUCUUAUGUUUAGUGUAGCAGUUUUCACCCCGCUGAUUGUAAUCCUGGUUUUCACCUUCCUGAUGAAGUCGGAACGAGGCGAUCUAAAAGAAGCCUCGCUGGCUGUGACUUUGACUCUGGUGCUGAACGGAGUUUUCACCAACGUCAUCAAACUUGUUGUUGGCAGGCCGCGACCAGACUUCUUCUAUCGCUGUUUCCCCGACGGUCAGAUGAACCUGGAGUUGCGCUGCAGCGGUGACCCAGAUGUAGUCAUGGAGGGCAGGAAGAGCUUUCCCAGCGGGCACUCUUCCUUUGCCUUUGCAGGUUUGGGUUUCACAGCGCUGUACAUCGCAGGAAAGCUGCGCUGCUUCAGUGCAGCAGGCCAAGGCAGAGCGUGGCGGCUGUGUGCCUUUCUCACACCUUUACUCAUUGCGACUGUGAUCGCCCUCUCCAGAACCUGCGACUACAAACACCACUGGCAAGAUGUAUUGGUGGGUUCUCUGCUGGGCCUCUCCUUUGCCUGGUUGUGUUACAGACAACACUACCCUCCUCUUCAGGACGCUGAGUGCCACAGACCUCUGCGUCACAGAGAGACUGUUCCCGCCGCACAGGAGCGCAAACUGGCCAACUCCAACUACAUCCUGCCCCUGUAGACAGCUAUCUGCUCUGUUACUGGUGUCAUUCAUACUGGGUUACAUGGUAAUCCUUCUAAUUCCAAUUUUCACACCCGUAGGGCUGGGCAGUUAAUAUUUAUUGUUUAUCGUCAAUCAUUGUAACUGCAUUGUGGGAUUUCUUUUUGUAUGGUGACACAUGGUGUAUUUUCUAAACUAAAAAAGACUAAUGCCACAUUUCUUCUGAAUGGUUUCUGAAACACUUGAGUUGCUGUAAAUAACAACUCCAGUUUAACAACUACAUAAACAACUUGAAGUGUGAGUUUCCAAACCUAAACCGACAUCAUUACAUAUAAAAGUUAUCAACAUUGAAGGGCCUGGUGGAUACGAUGACUUUUAUUAUUUUCCAUAAGGCCCAGCCCUUCACACGCUGUGUAUUGUGCCUAUAGAUUACAUCACUUUAAAUACGCACAACAGCUGAGCAGGUCAACUACACAAGCACUGCACUAAUAGUCCACUGCCCAUCAACCGCCGGCUCAGCUGCUGUGUUUCUCAUGUUGGAACGCUUUUUGGGGAUUGUUUUGUAAACUUGCAACUUUUUCAACAAGCAGGGUUGAGGUUCGUGCACAGAUGUUCAUUCUUGACUUUUGGGAAAACAAUAUAUGGUAAAGAGAAUCAGAGCUCAACCGUAUGCCGAAACGAUUAUGUGGUUAAUUGACAACACUUUUGAUAAUUGACUAAUUUUUUGGUUGUUAAACCCUUGGGUUUUUGCAGCUUCUUAAAUGUGAAGAUUUGCUGCUUUUUUAUCAUUGUGAAUUUAAUGUAUAAAUGUUGGUAAGACAAAACAAGCAGUUUGAAGUUUUGACAUUUAUCAGACUAAAUCAUUAACUAAUCAAUUAAUAUAAAAGAAUACUUAAGAUGUUAGAUAACUAAAAUAAUUUUUUAGCUCAAGCUCAAAAGGGUCCUUUUAUUAAUGAUUGAGCGCUUUCAACUGCAUCUCGAAGUCUUCUUCUGCAAAUGGAGCUGGUUCAGGUGUAAUCACGAGAACUGAAUGUGAAACAACAGCAGACUGAAAGAACACCAUAAGGAGAUCCUUGAACCAAUACACGGGUUAAAAUCUCUCCUCCGUACACGACCACUUGUUUUUUUUGAUGUCCCUUGAGCUGGCUCCGCUCGAAGACUGAGAUAAUUUUGACAGUUGCAAAUAAUUAGCAAGUGGACCUUUUGAGUUUAGAUCAUCUGCACCAUAUUGUAUUUGAUUUGACAGUGCCAAACUGGUGUAGUAAGAGGUGUUUAUGUGGGCUGUUUGUAUCUAAAAGUAGGGGUGGGUGAUACGGAUAAAAUCCUCCAUCAGUAUAUGUCAUUUUACACCAUCAUAUCUGUGAAAAGGCUCAGAAAUGUCCUAAACCAACUGGGCAAUGUAGUUUUUAGUAAGCAUUACUCAUCCAGGAGUAAAUAGUGCAUUUGUUGGGGACUAGUUUCAGCUGUGGAUUAAUACACAUUUAGUGGCCAUGUUGCUUUGGGACAACAAUGAAGGUCUAUGGCACAAAUGAAAAAGAUAUGUCAGGCUUUGUUUACACACAACACUUUUUAGUAGGAUCAAUUCAUUGUUUGUUUUUGAUUUGUUUAAAAACAAAAAAGUACGAAAUAUCACCAGACUUCAUGAUAAAAAUCUCUAACAUUUGACAAAAUUGCUAUCGUUCUACGGUACAUAUGGCCCACCCUGCUCUGAAAGCACCUUUGUGCGUAAAGCAGGUUAAUCAAAACCACUUGGUCAGUUGUAUAUCUUCAAUCUAUCUCCACAUUGCUCCACUGUUUCUGAGUGCUUUAAAUCUUUCUGUCUUCCUAUAUUAUAUUUAGAAUGUUUCCAUUCACAGAUUGUUUGAUUAACAUCUGGAAAGGGUUCAUGUGCCCAGUCCUUAGUAUAACGCACUGAUGUAGCAGCUCCACUCAUCUCUUCUCACAGUUUUUGCAGUGCUUGCUGUACUUUCUUUGUGACAAACACAAAUGGUAAUCACAACUUUGUUCAAACUAAGACAGCACAUCUGUUGAUAUAGUUAAUAUGACUGUAAAAGAAGGUUUUCCUACACGAGUGGUCUCAGGCUGACUGUAGGUCUGGUUCUCGUAACUCUUCUGGCUCCUCUGCCAACAAUUCUGAAGUGUGAAUGUUCACCAGAAGUGUACAGGGGUUAGUUGUUGGAGUGACAGUGACACCAGGUCUUUCUGAUGAACCUGAGUGCGGUCAGAUUGUAACCUCUUCAGGUGAUGGUGCUAGCCUCCCAGUGCUCCUUCUGGUGAGGUUUUCUAUCCUGUUAAUUGUUUUAUUGGCACGUAAAGGUUUUUGUUUUCUGGAAGUUUUCAUCAACUUUAACUUUAGACCGUAAAUGCUAAAGUCUGUGAUUCAGUUAUGAUUUAACAACUUUUUUUGUGGUCUUUCUGUUGUGUUUGUAAGAUUGGUUUUCAAUUGGAAAGGUUGAAAACAUGAGAAACAACCAAACCUCUUUAUGUUUCUGUUUGUGUGUGCAAUCAGCCAAAAUUUUGCGGGGUCAAAGCACACACGUCGCCGUGAAUCAAGCAGCUGGAUCUUAGUAGUUUCAGACCAAACUUGGCAGAGAAAAACAGAUGAAUUUGUGCCUUUGUUUACUACAUUCAUUUGUUACUCUUAGUUAAAGAAUUAAUUAUAUACUGCAUGUGCUCCCUGUCACGUACACAACUUUGUUCUGAAUCUUAUUUUAUUUAAUUUUUUUAAGUGUAUAGGAGUCCGUUGGGAAUAUACUACAUGAUGUUUAAAUGUGGCAUGCUGCCUUUCUUUACCUCAGAAAAAAAAAAUCUUUCUUUCCAUAAAUGUUAUUGUUGAUGGAGUCAAAUGUGAAAAUGUCUGGGUGAGAGAGUAGCUAAGAGAAGGAAAAACUUAACUUUUUACAAAACUUAGACACAAAUAAUAUCUUACGUUACUUGGUCAAUCUUACAGGUAUUAUGAUAUGACGUAUAGGUCUAAGUGUAUUUAAUUUUGGGGCAUGUAGGAGUUUACUUGAAUUUUGAAUAUUUGUUUGUUUACCUUAAAUGUGAUCAUGUUAUUUCAUGAAAAUAGGAAUCAUAUUCGUGGGCACGUGGCUUUCUGGGGGAUCUUUAGACAAAAAAAAUGUAUUAGACUUUGCUGCAUUUUGAUAAAAUCCUGCAUGUUUCACAGCUAAAUGGCAACAUAUUUACUUCAUUACUUCCUUCCAAAUCCCAUCAAUCCAAUCCAUUUCCAUCUGUUUCUAUUCAUUUAUGUGAGUUUCAGUACAUGAAUACUGUAUCAGGUUGUGGAUUAUGUCUGGUUUCUUUCAGAUCUUCUGUCAUUACAAGGGAUGAUACUAAAACUUGCCUGUUUGCUUUAUUUAUGUCAUGCUUAUCAUAAUUUGCCUUGGCUUGUAUAGCAGCCACUUUUGCUGAUAUCCUGAUUGUACAUGUUGUGAUGCUUUUAACAACUCUUUUGGUGACACUAAAUGAUGUUUCUAAAUAAUCUUGCAAUACACACUGUCCUUUGCUUAUUUUC